Molecule: messenger RNA, 1925 nt
Organism: Monodelphis domestica (gray short-tailed opossum)
Lineage: Eukaryota; Metazoa; Chordata; Mammalia; Didelphimorphia; Didelphidae
Gene: NR2E3
Product: nuclear receptor subfamily 2 group E member 3
Biological process (GO): regulation of DNA-templated transcription
Molecular function (GO): sequence-specific DNA binding; DNA-binding transcription factor activity; zinc ion binding
Source: RefSeq, a predicted model, not a curated record
AUGUCUGCUUCCCCCACUGAUCCCUCCAUACCCACUGACCGGGAGGACAGCCAGGCAGGUCUGAGUCCGGGGCUCCUGUGCAGGGUGUGUGGGGACAGCAGCAGUGGGAAGCACUACGGCAUCUAUGCUUGCAACGGUUGCAGUGGCUUCUUCAAGAGAAGCGUGAGGAGGAAGCUCAUUUACAGGUGCCAGGCUGGUUCUGGGACAUGCCCCGUGGACAAGGCCCACAGAAACCAGUGCCAGGCUUGCCGCCUGCGGAAGUGUCUGCAGUCAGGGAUGAACAAGGAUGCCGUACAGAAUGAGCGCCAGCCCCGGAGCACAGCCCAGGUUCGUCUUGACAGCAUCGAGCUGGAUUCCAACCUCAGGUCGGAGCAUCUCCCCACGACUCGAGCUGGCCCCCAGCCUGCCAGUCCUAUUGUGCUUGGCCUUCGGGUGCCUUCAUCUGCCUCCACCAUGGCAGCCCCUGGUGCUCGGGCUCUGACCCCUCCAGGAAACCAUCGCUUCAUGGCCAGUCUCAUGACAGCGGAGACUUGUGCAAAGUUGGAGCCAGAGGAUGCUGAUGAGAACGUUGAUGUCACUAGCAAUGAGCCGGACCGACCCCUGACUGAUGACCAGCCGGGUUCGUACCCUUCUACCAGCCCUGAGAAUGUCUACGAGACAUCUGCCCGCCUCCUCUUCAUGGCUGUGAAGUGGGCAAAGAACCUCCCGGUGUUUUCUAACCUGCCCUUCAGAGACCAGGUGAUUUUGUUGGAAGAGGCCUGGAGUGAGCUGUUCCUUCUCUGUGCCAUCCAGUGGUCUUUGCCCCUGGAGAGCUGUCCACUGCUGUCUGUGCCAGACCCAACCCCUGGCAUUCAGGGAAAACUCAUGUCUGCUUCAAUAGAGACUCAGAUCCUACAGGAAACCAUUGCCCGAUUCAAAUCACUCACAGUGGACCCCACUGAAUUUGCAUGCAUGAAGGCUCUCGUCCUCUUCAAACCAGAGACUCGGGGCCUGAAGGAUCCUGAGCAGGUGGAGAAUCUGCAGGACCAGUCUCAGGUGAUGCUGGGGCAGCACAACAAGAUGCAUUAUCCCAGCCAGCCCGUGAGGUUUGGAAAACUGCUUUUGCUCCUCCCCGCGCUGAGGUUCAUCUCUUCGGAUCGCAUCGAGCUCCUCUUCUUUCGGAGAACCAUAGGAAACACGCCCAUGGAGAAACUCCUCUGUGAUAUGUUCAAAAACUGACAACUCCUGUCUCCUUCCCUCCCAGGUACCACGUGGGAAGCCCAUCCACAGACAUUUUAGCCCCUCCCCCUCCCCUCCUCCACUCUUCAUUAAAAGCCGUCCAGGAAGCCUCCAGGAGGACAAGCCUUUUAGGACAAGAAUCAAUGCUUUUGUCUCUGAAGUGGAAGAAAUGCUUAAAGUCUAUCAAAAUAGGCUGAGAAAUCCAUUCAUGACCACGGCUUUUAGUGAAAAGCCUCCUCCAGGCCUAGAGAACUUCCUGUAGGAGGUGGCUUCCAUGAAGUGGCCUGAGGAAAGAUGGGUUCAUUGUUGACUGGAAAGAAUGAAGAGGGCGGCCUGAGGAAGACCAACCAAACUCUUUGGACUCUUUCAAACCUUACUCUCAGGACUCCAACUCAACGUAUUCAAGCUCUCUAGUGGAAUGAAUGCCCUGUGCUAAAUCCAAUUCCUUGUCAAAAUCUCUCAUCCUCGAUGCAGCCCGAAUCCUUAGAAAGCGCCCCUUUAGCCAGGCGCACAGCACAAAUCUGCAGAGCUAGACCCCUCCCACAAGUGUUUUGAAAAUAAGAAAAGCUUUCAUCCUAGCAAAGACUGUCAAGGUCCCGAGUUAGCGCCUCAGACGGCUGGCUGUGAUCUGUAGCAAUGAUAGUUUUUGGACUGAAAAGAGCCAAUUGUGCGACCGAGGAGGAAGUCUCCAGAGUGCUCUCACUGAG